Myotis myotis is the source of this 1817-nucleotide messenger RNA. RefSeq names its product COPI coat complex subunit zeta 2 (gene COPZ2). The coding region runs from base 47 to 685 and encodes 212 amino acids. NCBI's taxonomy places the organism in Eukaryota, Metazoa, Chordata, Mammalia, Chiroptera, Vespertilionidae. Gene Ontology annotation, cellular component: COPI vesicle coat. The record is from RefSeq and is a predicted model, not a curated record. The transcript is spliced from 9 exons. Gene Ontology annotation, biological process: intra-Golgi vesicle-mediated transport; retrograde vesicle-mediated transport, Golgi to endoplasmic reticulum; intracellular protein transport.
GGGGCGGGGCGGCGGGAGGCGCUGUCAGCGCGAGGCGGCGAGCGGAAUGCAGCGGCCCGAGGCCUGGCCACGUCCGCACCCGGGGGAGGGGGCCGCGGCCGCCCAGAUCGGGGCCCCAGCACCGCCCGCCCCGGCCGGGGAGCCCGCGGGGUCGCGGUUGCAGGAACCUUCCCUCUACACCAUCAAGGCUGUUUUCAUCCUAGAUAGUGACGGACGCCGCCUGCUGGCCAAGUAUUAUGAUGACACAUUCCCCUCUAUGAAGGAGCAGAUGGCCUUCGAGAAAAAUGUCUUCAAUAAGACCAACCGGACUGACAGUGAGAUUGCGUUUUUCGGGGGCAUGACCAUCGUCUACAAGAGCAGCAUCGACCUCUUCCUGUACGUGGUGGGCUCAUCCCAGGAGAAUGAGCUGAUGCUCAUGUCUGUUCUCACCUGCCUGUUUGAGUCCCUGAACCACGUGUUAAGGAAGAACGUGGAGAAGCGCUGGCUGAUGGAUAACAUGGAUGGAGCCUUCCUGGUGCUGGAUGAGAUUGUGGAUGGCGGCGUGAUUCUGGAGAGCGACCCUCAGCAAGUGAUCCAGAAAGUGAAUUUUAGGGCAGAUGACGGCGGCUUGACUGAGCAGAGUGUGGCCCAGGUCUCUCUGCACAGACUAAUCCUGGUUUUAUGGAGCUUCCUGCCCUGGCACUAACUCCCUCCUGCUGUGGUGGCCCAGGCCUAGAUGGGUGUGUAGCAUCCGUGCGGAGCCCUGGGUGUGCUGCUCACUUGCCUGCACUGCCCUGGUGCUCACCCUGCCUCUCCCUCUUCGUGGCUCCCAGGCCUCCCCCUACCCUGCCGGGAGGAAUACAGACAGCCCUGCGGCAGUUUCAGGUCCAAAGAGGUUAGGGAGCAUGAGCAGAGCAGGCACAGGCAUGUAUGUUCCGCUUUGCCACCUAGAAUCUGGGUUACCGAGGGCAAGUUUCUCAGCCUCUCUGGGCCUCACACAAUCAUGGGACACUCCUCACAGAGUUAUCAUGAAAACUAGGUGAGCCAGUGCAUGGAAAACUCUUUGCCCAGCUCCUCCUUUUCCAAAGGGAGAAAGAAGGAAGACACAGCCCUUUUAAUGGAAUUCUUGAGUAAAAACCAAGAAAGUCGCAGGGAGCGAGCGAGUGGAGGAUGAAACCAGGAGAAAGUUGGAUUCUGGCAAGAAAAGCAGGAGUACCCCCCCCCCCCCCGGGCCAUGCUGUCCCUGAGAGAGGAAGGGAGACUGUGCAGGAAGAAGGGACACACAUUGGGGGACGAGCCUUCAGAAGGGGGUGAGGCUGGGUGGCAGGAGGGACGACCGGAGAGGCAUACGUGGCGUCACCACCGUGUUGGGGCUGUGUGCGCGCCUUGGUACGCCUUUGCGUCAGCACUGGCCUGCGGUUGUUUCCUCAGCUGCAGGUGAGCCUGCACGACCCGGGCGCAGGUGUCCCGUGGCUGUGUCUGGCCAGCCACUGUUGGCCAGCUGUGCCACAUCAGCAGAGGGUGGGGCUGGGUGUGGAGGACAGACACACUGCCAGCCAAGGGCAGACCUAGAGUUUUGCUCAGGCAGCGUCAGGCUGGGCCCAGUGUCUGCCUGGACGUGGCACUGUGGGCAGGAGCUAGCAUGACACGGUAUGGGAACGACAGAGCCUGUCGCCACACCCACCCCUGCAGAUGCAGAAACCAGAGGGCCGGGCAGGCCUGGGCCCGGGCUGGGAGCUGCCUGCAGCCAGUUUGGACUGCGCUUUCCUCUGGCGCCCUAUCCCCUGCUUAAGUCAGGUAGAGAUGAGCUGCUGUCACCUAGUGACCAGGAGUUGCAG